AUGGCACCUCAACACAAACAUCUGCUUAACAACCCCGCUACUCUCGUGGUGGAUUCUCUCAAGGGUCUGGUCAAUUUGAACCCGGAAGUCAAGUUUGACGAGGGACAAAGGGUGAUCUACACUCCCCCUACCAAGCCCCGAGUAGCCCUCCUCUCAGGAGGUGGAUCAGGACAUGAACCUGCCCAUGCCGGAUUCGUAGGCAAAGGUCUCUUGGACGCUGCGAUUUGCGGAAACAUCUUUGCUUCCCCCAAUGUCGCCCAAGUCCGAAGAGGUGUUGAAUUGGUUACGAGAGAGAAAGGAGCUUUGAUAGUGGUUAUGAACUACACAGGAGACGCACUUCAUUUCGGUCUUGCUGCUGAACAACAUAGAGCUUCAGGUAAACCCGGUGAUGUUAGAGUGCUGUUGGUGCAGGAUGAUGUUGCUGUUUCGAGAGAACAGGGUACGAUCGUUGGUAGAAGAGGUCUCGCUGGUACCAUCUUAGUAUACAAGAUUGCCUCUGCGCUCUCAGACCAAGGAGCCGACCUUGACACCGUCGAGGAUGUCGCCAAGUACGUUACCUCGAGAUUGGGUACUAUCGGUGUAGGACUUGAUCACUGUCAUGUCCCCGGAACCAAAGUCGGUGAAUCACACUUGGACGACAACCAACUUGAAUUAGGUAUGGGUAUUCACAACGAAGCCGGUACACACAAACUUGAAUUACCCUCUAUCGCCCAAUUGGUCGAUCAGAUGUUAUCUAAAAUCACCAACACCAAUGAUCCCGAAAGAUCUUACGUCCCAUUCAAGAAUGAUGGUUCAGACGAAGUUGUCUUGUUAGUCAACAAUUUGGGAGCUAUUAGUGAAUUGGAAAUUGGUGGUAUCACCGGUGAAGCUGUAAAAUGGCUUCAAAGCAAAAACAUCAAGACCCGACGAGUUCUCUCCGGAACAUACAUGACAUCUCUCAACAUGCCUGGAUUCUCACUUACCCUCUUGCUCCUCCCUGGUAAAUCCGAAUCAUCAACUUACUCCUCUUCGCAAAUUUUGGAAUACCUCGAUGCCCCGGCCAGUGCUCCUGGAUGGGCUUGGACAUCAGGUAAAGAACCUGGAGUGGUUGGUGAGAAGGUCGAUGAGGUCGUACAAGAGAAGAAAGGCAAGGAAGUCGAUUUAGCUCCAACCGACUCAUCCGAGUUCUUGGCCGCUAUUACCCGAUCAUGUAAAGCCCUUAUCGCCGCUGAACCCGAACUCACCCAACAAGAUCAAAUCGCAGGUGAUGGAGAUGCAGGUCUGACCUUGGAAGCAGGUGCCAAGGCGAUCCUCAAGGUGAUCGAAUCGGGUAAACUGGCCGGAAAGAAUGUGAUUGAAGAUAUCGGUGUGAUUGCCGAAGUGGUAGAGGAAGAUAUGGGAGGUACUUCCGGUGCAUUGUAUUCCAUUUUCUUUGCUGGAUUGGGUAAAGCUUUGAGAGACGCAGCGAACCAAGGUAAUAAACAGACUACACCGGAUGUUUGGAGUGAGGCUGCUAAACAGGCUUUGGACACUUUGUACAAAUACACCAGAGCCAGACCACCUUCCAGAACCCUCGUAGACCCCCUCGAAGCAUUCAUCGCCUCCCUACCUUCCAAGGGACUUAACGGUGCCGCUGAAGAUGCCCACAAAGCUGCUGACAAGACUAAAGAGUUGGUUGCUAAAGCUGGUAGAGGUGCUUAUGUCAAUCAAGAAGACUUGAAGAAGAGGGAAGUACCUGAUCCUGGAGCUUGGGGUAUCUGGAGGAUCGUAGAUGGUUUGAGAGGGUUUGAGGCGUAA
This is a messenger RNA of Kwoniella botswanensis, 1776 nucleotides long. Its product is annotated as dihydroxyacetone kinase. Bases 1 to 1776 code for a protein of 591 amino acids. Gene Ontology annotation, biological process: glycerol catabolic process. The transcript is spliced from 8 exons. NCBI's taxonomy places the organism in Eukaryota, Fungi, Basidiomycota, Tremellomycetes, Tremellales, Cryptococcaceae. Gene Ontology annotation, molecular function: glycerone kinase activity; ATP binding. The record is from RefSeq and is a predicted model, not a curated record. Gene Ontology annotation, cellular component: cytosol.